This is a messenger RNA of Malassezia globosa CBS 7966, 951 nucleotides long. RefSeq lists its product as uncharacterized. Bases 1 to 951 code for a protein of 316 amino acids. Gene Ontology annotation, biological process: translation. The record is from RefSeq and is a predicted model, not a curated record. Gene Ontology annotation, molecular function: RNA binding; structural constituent of ribosome. The transcript is spliced from 2 exons. Gene Ontology annotation, cellular component: mitochondrial small ribosomal subunit; ribosome. Lineage: Eukaryota; Fungi; Basidiomycota; Malasseziomycetes; Malasseziales; Malasseziaceae.
AUGCUGACAACUUCGCUGCGCACAGCUCUGCAGCGACGUACGGGAUCCCCCCUCUGGCACUUGACUCGCAACGCCAGUGCAUCAGCCAUCCGCCCACCACUAUCGCCACCUGCACCUGAUCGGCUCAAGCCUGCUUCUCCAACGUACUUUUCAGCGAAACCCUCGUACAUGGACACGCUCCAGAUGCUCGAUCAGCUCACACGCGAAGUGAAGCGCGAGCUUGAAACGGCUUGUGUCCUUGCGCCGAAUGCGCGCCCACCUCCCCUUCCGCACGGCACCAUGUCGGCGUCGUGGAUCUCGCGCGAGCGUCUUGGAAGUCGUCUCGGCCUCCGACUCCGCGCAUCUCAAUACCGCAGCGUCACCUCGCGCCUAUCCUUGCUCUUGCGGUACCAGGACUUGGCUGUCAAAUACUUUCAGAAUAGUUCGCCCUUCGCCGCCCGCGGGUCCGCUCACCAACAGGAACUAGUACAACAAAUCAUCGAGAUUCUCGAGUCGUUCACAAAUGAACUCACCCUUGAUUCUCAUCACGAUGCCUCCAGCGCCAGUGAUGCACUCUCUGGCAUGCCGACGCACGGAAUGAUUGACGAUCUCGGUCGUGCGUACGCUCGUGGCCGUCGGAAAGUCAGCAGCGCUCGUGUCUGGCUUGUCCGCGCAAAGCCCACGAGCGAUGGUCAGAUCCCCACCGGAGAAAUCCUCAUUAACAAUGCGCCUCUUAGUCAAUACUUCUUGCGCACAGCGCAUCGCGAGAUCGUGACAUGGCCUUUCCGUCUCGCUGGUGUCUUGGGCGUGUACAAUGUUUUUGCGCUUGUGCGAGGUGGCGGCGCUUCUGGUCAAGCGGGUGCGCUUGCACAUGGUAUUGCCAAUGCCUUGGUUGCGGCUCUUGGCUCGGCUGAAGGCGAGCAUGCGACGCAGGUCCAGUCGCAUAUCCAACAACUCUUGGCAAGAGACUAA